UUUGAUGAUUUAUCGUGUGUUGUCAGUGUUAAUUCGUAAUGUAAGUAUGUUAACUUGUGAAUAUAAGUGUAAAAAUGUAUAAACAAGCGCUAAAAAAUAGUGUGUUUUUAUUGGUGUUAAAAAAAUUUCUAAUUUAAAAAUAAUAAUCAUUUUAAAAUAAAUAUCCUGCUCCAGAUCAUCGUAUCCUAGAAUGUCAGUAGAUACAGGAAGUACAGUACUUCCGGUUUUAGCUGGAGACAUUCUUGCACUCAGGGGAACAGGAUUGGCCGCUGCCGAGACAUGGGCUCUUCUUUGCCAAGCUGCCCAGGCCCUCCAAGACUUAUUUCUCUCCAACAGCGGAGUUGUUGGAAGCGGUUCGCGGGCGGGGCCGGUGGUGACUCCUCACACACUUGAACUCACACCCCGAGGUAGAGUUAUAUUGCAGAUGGCGUCUCCGGAAACAGCUCGAGCGUAUUUACCACCAGAAUAUAGGCCCGGUCGUUUGUAUUCAGACACUGAAUCCGAAAAAAUGUGGAUGUACUCGCUGGGCCGUGCGUUAUUGGAUACCACCCCACGGGUCGCUGCCCUAACAGGUUCAGUGUCAGUUUCACCGCCUUCGGCACUACAGUCUGUUUUAGCAGCUAUGAUUGAACCGGAUCCGCAGCGACGUGCUUCUCUCAUGAAUCUUCUUGAUGUAAUAUCAGAGUAUUGUCGUACGCGUAUGUUGUCAAAGCCUUUCACUCGCAUAGUAAUGGACAUGUAUCGUGAAGUUAUAAGAUCACCUCAGUACAUAGCCCGUAACCGGGCAGCAUCCUCACGUCAAUUACAUCCUCACCGUUGGAAUCAACGUACCGAAAACAAUGAAAAAUCAAUUCCCCCAAGUUGUAACUAUCCAAAGCCUCACCAGAUCAAAGGACAGAUUUUCAAAGCGCAAUCACGCAAUUCACGAUCUCAUCCCAAUCUUCCGAGUGUCCUCGAGCCAUCAACUCUGCACCUCACAAAACAUCAAUUUAAAUCCCAAACAGAUAUUAAAUCCAACGGGCCGUUAUUAAUAGACAAAACGAAUCACAUUCGAACAAAUUCACAGCCGAUUUAUUCCGAGUGUCCGAAAAAGCCCGUCAAUGAAUCGGAGAUACGAAAUAUAACGAAACGUAAAAACGAUGAAAAGGUUCAAAUUAAUAGUGUAUACAGUGAACCGAUAUAUGCUUUUCCAAUGAAACCAUUCCUUAGCUCACAGGACGUGCGCGUUAACGGGCUGACUGUCAAACAACAUCAUCCGAAUCAGAAUAGUCAUUAUGUGCGGCCGAUUACGACCAGACUCAAUUCAGAUCCCAAUUAUAACACGAGCCCUCAAAACCACAAUCAAGAUCCCCCUCAUAUUGGCCAAGUGCCAUUUCGCAGCGUAGAAAUAAUUCCCAGCGCAACUUCAUCCCGGCAAAAUCGCCCGCCCCAAACUUCAUUGCAUCGACAGUAUUCAAGCCCGCAAAUUCUGAGUCGUAAUUUAGCAACACAAAAUUUACGAAGCAAUUCAGUGGAGUCUAUAAUUGAGUCUGAAAAGCAAUAUCAUAGUCAACAACAAAAAAUAUGUCAGAGUUCAGAUGUUAAGUAUUACAAACAAGAAGAACAAAAAAAUCAUCAUGAACAGAUACAAUGUCAUCAAGAACCCACUUACAGUGUCAAACCUUCAACAGUAGUUAACAACGCAAUGACGAAUUACUCGCAUCCCCUCGCUUUACCCGAGCCUCCCAGUAACCCACCGCCACCUAAACCACCUCGGAAUCUCCAACUACGAAAUGGGCCAAGGGCUCGUCGUGGUAAACCCGUACAACGAGCCCCAUCACGGUUAUAUCGAGCCCUCAGUGGUCCAGUACGUUCUCUAAACAAGACACAAUGUGUCGGUCCGGAAUUUGUAGUACGAGCUAAUCAACCGUCAAAAUUCCUCAAAAUCGGCGAUCCUAAGGGUAACAAUGUAGGCCGUCUGGUUGUUAUCUUACUGUCCGGACAACGAAUCGAUGUCGUGUGCGACCGUAACAGAAUAACUGCAAGUCAGUUAUUCCAGGCGAUUAUUCAGGCCGAGCGAUUGGAGGAAAAUUUUACUCUAGGGUUAGCGGCUUUAUUGGCAGGAGACUUUGCCAUGUUGCCUCCUGAAACAAAACUGCACAAAGUCGCGCCUCCUGGAUGGUUGAAUGACAAAAACAAACCCGGACCGAUGUGUCUGCCAACAAGUUUCAUGCUCUAUUUACGACAAAGAUUUUUCUUACCCUCAUUGCGCGGAAUUCGCAGUUGGAUUUCAAAGCAUUUGCUCUACCUACAGAUAAGACGAUGUAUUUUAGAACAGCAGCUGGUCUGCUCAGUGGCGCAGCUCGUCAAUCUGACAGGUCUUGCUCUUCAAGCGGAAUUCGGUAAUUACAAUGAAAAUGAACACGGUCGGGGAAAUUAUUUCCUACUCGAACAUUACGUGCCCGAGACAUUGAUUCUAUCAAAUUCUGAAGAGAGAUCCCAAGUGAAUUUAUCUAACGAAACACUUACAAUCCAGCUACACCAAGCGCACCAAAAUAGACGAGGUCUUGACGCAAAUACCGCUGAGGAAUUAUUCAUUACUCAUGCCCAAGAACUUGAUGAUUAUGGUCUACAUCUUUAUAUUGCGACGAUUGAUGCCAGGGAAUUGAACAAAAUUGUCCAGCAAUUAUCCAAGGAAUCCACGCUAGCAAAAGUAAACUAUCAGGCGAACGAUAGUAUUGUUAACGUCGACGGCAAAGAAAAUGUUUACGCUGUACCCAAAAACAUCAUUUCUGAUGUCAAUAGCAAAACUAUCAAAAGUAAUGAUAAAAGUAACAAAGUCCGCAAAGCAGAAACGAAUAUAUGGUUCGGUAUUUAUGGUCAAGGGGUUAAAUUAUUCAAACGCGCUGGUCAAGUGCGGGAAAUAAGCGAACUAGUUCGCCUGCAAUGGCGGGAUAUUCAUACACUGACUUACAGCAAAAACGGGCUGGCGAUUUAUACUAAACAAAAUGGCCGUAAGCACAUCAAGUUUAACCUUAAAAUGGACCACAAAAAAAGCUACUACGCAUUCAAUCUCACGUCGUUGCAUCAUCAGUUUUUCCAAAAGUUCCGAUCAGGUCUUACGUCACAUCAGGAUUUGAUAAAAGACUUUGGUGUCCCGUUGAUAACCGACUCACUGGGUAACAUAAAACCCAAAAGUAAAGUGAAGGUUAAAAUUGGCAACAAAAUGAUAGCAUCUAAUAAUAAUAAUAAUAAUAAUAAUAAUAAUAAUAAUAAUAAUAAUAAUAAUAAUAAUAAUAAUAAUGGGGAAAAUAAACCGUCGUUAGAAGAUUGUCAAAAUAAAGAAAACGAGAAUCCGGAAAAAGAUUCGAGUCCGUCGCAAGUUAGCAAUGAUUCUGUUUGCUAUACACCUGAAGAUGACGCGCUCUAUGCACAAGUAGACACGCGGUUAGAACCGGAAGGGGCGCGAUUAGAACCAGAAGGCGCUUCGCGUGAUACUGAAGAUGAAAGCGAACGUGUGCAAUUGAAUGAACGCGAUAAAUUAGAUAACUGUCGUGUUUUCAGGGAUGAAACAUAUAAUUAUCAGAGUAUCGGGCAAUUGUGUAAAUCUAUUUACGAUAUACCGAAAUUAAUGUCUUCCAAUGGCUACAAGCCGACUGAUAAGAUUACGGUGCAUCCAGAAGAGCUUUAUGCAGCAAUCGAUAAGUCUGGCUGUGCUAAAAAAAAUAAAGUCCAUGUAUUUCGUUCAGCAGAAUCUACAUCUGAUGCAUGGAAUAGUGAAAAUGAUGCCAAUAAAAAUUAUAGCAAAAUAAAAACCUCAAGUCUUCCUAAUUCUAAUAGUAGUACGACAACGCGACAAGGACAGCAACAGCCUUCGCAACAGCAACAGCAACAACAAGGAUCACGCACGCCAAGUUUACCCAGACGAUUGGGUGUUAAAAUGGGCACACGUGCAAUUUAUGGCAACAGUUUGGCGCCAAAAGAUUCUGCUGAUGAAUUUGAAUCAAUGUCACUUAAAUCGGAUUCUGUUUCUUCAAUUCGCUCUUUAGUCCAUUCAAAUGAUUCGCCAAUGACUGAAGCAUAUGUUUUAAAUGCAGAUAUACGAAUAGAUGAUGAAACUUUUCAUAUUUCGAAUGACGAAACCAUGUCGACUUCCCUUAUGGCUCGACUUGAAGAAUUGUCGUUCGUUGAAGAACGAAUUUUACGUACGAUAAAAUUAGAAAGAGGGCAUGGUGGUAGUAUUGGAUUGCAAGUGACCGAAGGGAAUGACGGCGGGGUUUAUGUCCAGGCGAUUUCAGUCGGCGGGUCUGCUGAUAUGGCGGGAAAUAUAAAUAAAGGUGAUCGAAUAGUAGCAAUAAAUGGCCAUAGUUUACUUAAUUUUCGUUACGAAGACGCGUUAAAAAUGCUACAAAAUAGUUCUUGUCAAACGAUUGAAUUAAUUAUUUCACAAGGACUAAAUCAUAAUAAUUAUAGUGAUAAUUAUAAUUGUAAUAAAGACAAUAUAAAGACAACCCGGCAUCAAUUACAGAGUACAAUUAAUGAUAAAUCAGAUAAUUCAUUAGAUACGCAAACAACUUGUAGUUUAUCGUCAAGAUGGCUGGCGCCAUCGAAAUCAUGUGAUCCAACAUCAUCAGUUCAAAAUACUUCCAGUGCUUACAGCAGCGCUGCUUCCAGUACCAUGGGCAAUUAUGAUGGUAAAAAUUUUUAUAUAGAUGGACUUACGAGCAAUGAAAUAAAUUCCGCGAGUAUACUGAUUAAUAUUGAAGACUUGGAUAUUAGCGGUACCAGUCAUCAAGUUUUUAUAUAAAUCAGUUGAAUUAAAAAAUCCACCAGCAGUGCCGUUGCGUCGUAAAAAAAAUUCACCAGACCCUAAAAUAUUAAAGACUAAACCAUCAAAAAAACUAACCGAAAAUGAAAAUAAAUUAAUUAACCCAUCGACGUUAUCCAGUAGUCAAUUAAUUAAAACAAAUUCAAAGAAAUUAAUAAAACCAAGCAAUUUAUAUUCAUCCUCCUUAUCAUCAAAUGUUAAGCCAAAUUCAAAUGGAGUAAACAGCAACGUAGUUACUAAAGUAAAAGAGCAAGAUAAUAAAAAUAAAAAAACAUAUAAUUCACCGCUUUUAUUCACUAUUCGAGACUUUGAAAGUGUGAUGGAGUAUUCAGACAUGAAUAGAAUGUGCCAACAACCUGAGUCUUUAAAUUCACACAGUAAUAAAAAUAAUAAUAAAAAUGAAGCGACAUGUUUUAUGAUUACUGCUAGUAAUUUACCUUUCGCAGCAUUAAAAGAUGGCGGUGCCGCGACUAAUGACAAAAAUUUUAAAAUUCAAAAUAAAAACCACAGAAAAAUUUCUCAUACAGAAAAAAAUAACAAAAAUGAUUCGUUCGAUUUUGAUAACGAUAACAAUAAAUUUUUUAAUGAUUUAAAAAAUAAAAAUGAUGAUAAAAAAAUUAUGAAAAUUGAUAGUAAAAAUAUGAAAAGUCAAAAUGAUAUGAAAAAUGAUUUAUUGAAUGAACUUGUUACUAAUUUUCAUGAAUUGAAGCUGAAAAAAGUUAAAAAAAUAGAGCUUACAGAGUUGGGUAAAAAAAAUAGCGACGACAAAGUGAUGGUAGAAAAUAUAAAUGAUAAUAAUAUUAAUAAUAGUAAUAAUAAUAUUAAUAAUAAUGGAAUAAAUUGUGACUCUAUGAACAAUAGUGCCUGUAUUAAAGGUAAAAAGACUGAUGAUAAAGAUCUGGAGAUCGAUAAUUACAAUAACGAUACUACUAGUCUUAAAUGUAUGAAAUUUAAAAAAAUAGAGCCUGAAAAACCGGCAAUUAAAAUAUCUGAUGCGAUGGAUUAUAAAAUUAAUCGUUUAUGUAUUAAUAAUAUUAAUAAUAAUGAUGACAAUAAUAUUAUUGAAAAUACAUAUACGUCUGGAGAUAAAAAAUCUGGUAGAAUUAGUCAUAAUUAUCGAGUUAAUGACCAGAUUUUUAGUUCGAAAAAUAAUAUUUUUAGUGAUAAGCAUUAUAAACAUGAUAAAAAAAUAAAUAAUAGUUAUAUAGCUGGUGAUAAUAGCAAUGAUUUGUGUGUAGGAAAAGAUAUAAAGAUAUAUACGAAUGAUAAAAAUAUAGUUGUCGAAAUAGAGCACACGGGAAAAUUGAUGAGGAAAAAAAAAGACGGUCUGGUGAUUAGAGAAAUAGAUGAUAAGAGACUGAGUGGUUGUUCGAGUGAAUUUGAAUUUAAAGAAGUGGAAUCUUGUUUGAGAGACCGAUCGUCGAGUCGAAGUUUUAGUUGCAAAAAAAAAGUCAAAUUUGAUGCCGACAAAAUGGCGGGUGGUGGUCGGGUUAAAAAAGUAAAACGUAAAGCGCCACCACGACCUUUUAGUGAAAAUAAACAGGUUAUGGACUGUGAGGUGUGUGAUAAUUAUGAGAAAAAAGAGGAACUUGGGAAAGUUAAUGAUGCUGAUAAUGGGAAAAUUAGACGAUUGACUAGUGAGGCGUUUCCUCAUCAAAAUAAUAAACAAGACUCACCAAGACGCGAUAAUAAGUCAGGUAAAAAUCGCAUUGUUCUUUUUCAAUGUUUAUUUAAUAAUAAAAUAUGUAAAUAUUGUGUAAAAGUGAACAAAUGAGAAACAAGUGAAAAAAAAAAAAAACUUUUAAAUUUAAUUAUUCGUGAAAUAAUUUUAAAAAUACGGCCUACGUUAACGGUACUUAAAUAAUAAUAAUAAUUAUUAUUAUAAUCAUUUUUUACGCUUCUUAUAUUUAAAAAAAAAAAUAGCUAAUUAUUUUACCUCUGCAAUUAGUAUUACUUAGUUAAUUAGUUACUAUAAUUUAAAAAAAAGCUUUUAUAUUAUGAUAUAUUAAUAAUAAUUAAUAAUCGGCCAUAAUUAAAAAUUUUAAGCUCAAAUAAUUUAUAAAAUUGCACAAGUGUAUUGACACAGUAAAAAAAUUUUCGUAAUUGCAUAAAGAAAAAAGUCUGUUAAAAAUUUUGUGUUAAAUAUUUAACACUUUUGGGUGUUAAUUUAACAUAUUGAUUUUGUGUUGUUUGAUCAGUUUAUUUUUAACACAAAAAGUUUUAAUUGAAACAAAAGUAACAUCUCAGUGUUAUUUUUCAAACAAGUGUUAACCCUUAAAAUAUAACUAUAACACAGAGCGCGUGUUAACUUAUUAAAUUAACACGAAGAAUGUGAAUUUACCGUAGCAAUACAUACAUUUUUGUAAGUGUCAGAAUAACACAAAUAAAAGAGUUAAAUUAACACUUUACGUGUGUCAGAUAACAUUUUCAUGUGUUAAAGUUUUAGAACCGGUAACAGAGAAUAUUAACAUUUUUUUUCACACAAAUUAAUAAUGUUAACAUAAACUGGGUUUAAAAGUUAUAUAUAAUUAUAUGCAAUUCAUAUCUAUUUAUAUAUAAUAUAAGAUUAUAUGUUAAUAUAUAUAU
Messenger RNA from Microplitis demolitor, 7393 nucleotides. RefSeq names its product tyrosine-protein phosphatase non-receptor type 13. The transcript has 9 exons. Bases 191 to 4786 code for a protein of 1531 amino acids. NCBI's taxonomy places the organism in Eukaryota, Metazoa, Arthropoda, Insecta, Hymenoptera, Braconidae. The record is from RefSeq and is a predicted model, not a curated record. Gene Ontology annotation, molecular function: protein binding. Gene Ontology annotation, cellular component: cytoskeleton.